UCGCUUGCCACCGUUGUGUUGUUGUGGGGACACUUGUGAGCUAGCAGCUAACGUUAGCCCGAGUCGAGAUACAGAGAGAGAGAGAGAGAGAGAGUGCGCGGCAGUGACAGUCCGGCCGGAGGCGGGGAGAGAACUGUGAGGUCCAGAAGUAUUUCCAUGUCUACAUCAGCUCCGGAAACCCAAAGAGAUGUCUGUUGAUGAGGAUACUGUAAAAACUGGCAGUCCGCAGGCCUGCUCAACAUCAUCUCUGCAGCUGUCAGAGUGCACUGGAGGUUACAGCACUAUAUCAAUGAUGGUAGAGGGCACCGCCGCCACCCCUGAUUUUGCAGCUGCUUGUCCUGUCCCAGGGAUGACGGCGUCGCCAAAGCACACCAGCACAACUGACACACUCACCCACUCCGACGACAGUGGACAGAGAGCCAGAGGGAACGAGAAUAACAUCAAUCGCAAGAACAGCUUUCAUCAUUCCAAACAGCAGCAGCAGACGAAGCUAUCAAAGCGCCGCAACACAGCUAGCUUUAGUUUCAAGCAUCCAACAUCUGGCAAGAGGAGACGAAGGGCGAACUCCGAGAGUGACUCCGUCCUGCCUACCAACUUCCUACUGGGUGGGAACAUAUUUGACCCACUCAAUCUCAACAGCCUGCUGGAUGAGGAGGUCAACAAGGCACUGAAUGCAGAGACGCCCAAAUCCUCCCCUCUGCCAGCAAAGAGUCGAGACCCCGUGGAGAUACUCAUCCCCAGAGACAUCACAGAUCCACUGAACCUGAACAGCGGCAUAGCAGACAGCAGCUUUUUGGUGUCCCCCUUCAAGAGUGGUGGCAGGAAGAGACACCGCAACAGACACCAUGGAGGAGGAGGAGGUGGUGGAGGUGGGGUUGGUGGUGGUACUGGUAGUGGGAUUUCAACAGCACAGAUCAACCUCUCUGAAUCAGGAAAAAGUGAGGUUAAAACAGGCACCUCUGCACCUCUUCCAGGUAUGUUAGCCUCAAGCUCUGCACUAGAUGUUUCCAAAGAGUCCAACAGUUUCUCCAGUGUCACAGAUAAUUCCCAUGAGCACACAGCUGACAAUUCAUCCAGCUUCAAGGAGGAGAUGCCAUCUGUAUCUAUGGAGGAUUCCACCUCCUCCGUAUCAGGGGUACCAAACCAGCACACAAGUAGACGCAAGCGAAGGCGCAACUCUGGCAAAGUAGAGCCUCCUGUGACCCAUUCUACACCGAUUGGAAAGUCAAGAUCUGGAGACAGGAGUUGUGGCGGGCAGAGAAAUUCACAGUCCUUUCACACACCAAGGAGUGGGCCCACAAUGAGGCCAGGAGGUCGCCAACACCAGCAGACCCACAGCCAGGCAAAGGAGCAACAGAAGAAAAAGUUCCAGUAUGGAAACUACAAUAAGUAUUACGGCUACCGCAACCCAGGCUGCAGUGAAGACCCAAGGGUGCGUGUGCUUCGUUCAGAAUGGUUUGAAGGUAAAGACGUUCUAGAUUUGGGGUGCAACUCAGGCCACCUUACACUCUAUAUUGCCAAAAUGCUAAGACCCGCCCGCAUAUUGGGCCUGGACAUCGACAGCGGUCUGGUACAUGCAGCCCGUAAGAACAUCAGACACUAUCUGUCUGAACUGCAGACCCAAGAGGCCAGGCGUGCAAUGCAGAGCACCAAACAGGAGGAGAGGAAUGGAAGCGAGAGUCACACAGGCACAGACAAGAAGCAAAAUGCAGCCGAGAGCUGUGAUGAAAACGGGAAGCCAGUGAAAGGAGAAGGUGGCCCUGCAGAGGCUAUAAAUGACAAUGACUCUUAUCACACACGUGAGACCGAGACCCAGAGGCAGGACAGCAGAAUUAAGGAAAUGGACCAGGAAGAUUGUGAUUCGCCCCCUGCUGAUCACUCUGGAAGCUGCUCUUUUCCUGUGUCCCUACGGAUCUCCAGGGGUCCCAUCGCUGCUCCCCCACUAACAGAAGCAUCCACCACACGACCUGGGGAGUUCCCCUCAAAUGUGUCCUUCAUCAAGGCCAAUUACGUACUGGAGAACGAUAAUCUUCUUUUGACUCAGCGGCCAGAGUACGAUGUGAUCAUGUGCCUGAGCGUUACCAAAUGGGUUCACCUGAACUGGGGAGACAGUGGCCUCAAGCGGCUCUUCAAGAGAGUCUACAGACAUCUCCGUCCUGGAGGCAUGUUCAUCCUGGAGCCGCAGCCCUGGGAGUCCUACGUGAGGAGAAAGAAGCUUACGGAAAAUAUUAGCAGGAAUUAUCACAGCAUCCGCCUCAAACCUGACCAGUUCUCAUCAUACCUUACAACAGAGGUGGGCUUCACCAGUUUUGAGUACCUUGGGGCCCCCAAGUGUUCAAUAAGAGGUUUUCAGAGGCCAAUCUACUUAUUUCACAAAUGACCACUCCUGCCUUGAAGUCUUUGAAUGUGAGUAGCCUGAACCACCACCACACAUACAAGCCAGCCAGCUGCCCUGGACUGCAAGGAAUCCUCUGGAUCCUUAACAGCUACUCCAGCUACUCAGCAAUGCUGAAGAUGAAAUUCAGGAAGGAGAACAGGACCAAAAGUGGAUUUACUUUCUUAAAGAUGAGAUAUGUUGAGAAGAGGCGCCUAUCAGAAUCCUCUGGGACUGCAGAUUCUUAAAAAGCAUGGAGUGAACUCGAAUAGGACUCCAAACAUCACUGUUGGGGGAAGAGGUGCUCAUCUGAUUUCUUUGGACUAUCCCAGUGCUAACGUUGCCUCAGUUUGAUGCACGGCCAUAACAUGUGUUCAAAUAUAUUUGGCCAUAUAUCUUACUUUCAUUACUUUGUUUCGUGCCACCACAUCACCAUACAUAUAUUAUACAUAUCAGGGUUGGGCAAUAGGGCAGACAGAAUCGGACACAUCACCCCUUUUCCUGGCGAUUCAUGGUAUAUUCACCACAGUGCGUGAUGCAUCUGCAAAGCUGCUGUAUACCACUGGAUUACAAAUCCAUUAUCAUAUCAAACUGAUAUGAUCUUGCCUGAGAAGCCACACAGGAGUGCAGGUAAUGUGUUUUAUGCUGCGUGUAAGCUAUCAGUUAAAAAAGCAUCAUGUUGCCGACCACAGUGCAACUACUGAUGGUAUAGAAAUUGUGCUCUUAGCAGUUAUUUGCAUCAUGUUUGAAGCCUUGAAUCCUGCUGCAGCAGGUGUAAAACACACAUAUUGUGAUGAAUUUAAAAACGGCUAAGCAUUUUUUUAUCAUCCAGAAUUAGUUUGUCAAGAGCUGAGGUUUGUUUUCCUAUAUCCCAACCCUGAUAUACCGUUGGUUUCGUCAUUAUUUUGCAAAAUAGGCCUAAGAUCUGAAUUAACUUUAAUGUAUUACAGAGCUGUGAUGAUUAAGUCCACCUUUUUAAAAGCUCCUAAAUUGCACAAACCCAAGAGCCUAUAAAGUGAAAGUGGCUUGUCUAAGUGAUAAAGACAAUGAUGCACAAAGAGAGGUGCAUUCAAAACAGCCAAGCAACAAACAUCACUACAUUGUGUGUUGCCAACACGAUUGCAAGAUGCUCUCUCUUUUUUAAUAACAGCAAAUCCUUUAAAACUGUCAUGAUGAAGGACAAUGUAGUCAUCAUAUAUUAGGUUCUGUCACUCGAACAUGAAGACAGUUUUUAGUUUUAGCAUGUGAACUAGCACUGGAAAAAGUACCUUCACCCAUCAGCCACAAUUUUUAAACCAUCUGCUUAAUAUACUGUAGGUCCCCCUUGUCCAGCUUAAACACUUCUGACCCAUCUGGCCAUGCCCACAGGACCUUGGGAGGAUCCUUUGGGUCCUCUGGUUUGUGAGGUGGGGCCUCUGUGGCUCGUGCAUUUUCUGGUACAUCCCACAGAUGCUGGAUGAAAUAGAGAUGUGGGGAAUUUGGAGGCCAGCUUGAUACUUUUGGCUCUUUUUUGCAUUGCUUGAGCCAUUCGCCUUUACAGUGUGUUAUGGAGCAUUGUCCUGCUGGGGGAGUGCCAUCGCCAUGAGGGGGUGUGUUUGGUCUGCUAUAGUGUUUGAGUGGAGGGUGCAAAGUAACAUCCACAUGGUUUCCCGGCAGAACUUUGCAUUAGAGCAAGGUGAUCAGUGUUCUGUUCAAACGUCGGUGGUAAUACUGUGGCUGAUUGAUGGUGUAUGUCACUUCAGACCUGACAUCAGCUUAAAUGUUAAAAACUUAAAAAAAGAUUAAGAGUUUUUGGCUGUUUUGAAUGCAAACCUUCUCCAAACCUUCAGGCCUGUGGUAUUUACUUGAACGUUGGAACCAUUAAGGAAGCAACAAAUCACUUUAUGGUUUCGUGAAGCCUUUCUGAUGCUCCAUCCUGAUGGUAGGGGGCACGUUUGAGCUGUAAUGGCACCCAGGUGUCGACCGAGCUCAAAGGAAUUCAGCAGACACCACAAGGACUAUUUUGCAAGGUAGAUCUGUAGCAUGCAGUGAUCUAUUUUUCUUUUUCUAAUGACAGUUAAGCCAUAGCUCUACCUUAUAUGUUGUUUACAAUGUCCUUCAUGAGGCGCGGACUGAGAGUUUAAUUGGAGAUUAAAAUCAAGGGCAGAGAGCAGUUAUUAGAGAGUUACUACAGCUUCUUCACUGCUGCACAAAUCUGACACAUGUUGUUUUGUGUGGUCCGAUCAUCAUUACUGGGUAGGGAUUAAUUCAAACAGCAUCAGAAUCACUCCUGAGCAAAAGUUUGACAUUUGUAGAAAAUGGUUUGUUCCUAAAAGCACUGAAAUAAAUCCAUGACUUUUUACCAAAUGGAAUUGUUGAUAUGCUGUUUGUAUUGAAGCGCUGCCGAGGUAUUUUAUGGGUCUUUCUGAAUUUCACAAAAUAUGCCAUUAUCAUCUCAGUCUUCGGCCAAAUGAGGACAGUUAAGAGUAACAGGUAGUCAGUCUUUGUGAUUGUAUCUUCAUUGGUGUGCACUGAGCGCCGCUCAUCUUCAGCCGUUCAUUCUACAUUGCCGGGACAAAAAAAAACCUCUUCCUUUUUUAUGCGACUGGUUUCAAUUACAGCAUUUGGCAUACUAGGUUUAAAGAUGAUGGAGUUGAGAUAUGUUUCUAUUUUAGUAAGUGAUCAAUGUAAAUAAGUUUGCAAAUUUUGUUUGACUGUUGUCAUUAAGUUCACAACUGCUUUUGUCAUUUUCCAGUGGGUUUUCUGUUUUGUCUUGUUUUCAAAUGUUUGCUGCCAAGUUGUGAAUGAGUCAUAGGUCAGAGUUUUUUGUCCUAAAAAAAAUAAAAGGAUCAGUAAUCCAGCUCUGUAACAACAAACAAAUAUGUACAUUGCAAAGUUCUGAUGUGUUCGCUUUGUUCUGUCCUGGCAGGCACAUGGAUUGUUAGAUUGGUUCUUUAUUUUUUUAUAAACUGUUUGAAAGGAG
Messenger RNA from Acanthopagrus latus (yellowfin seabream), 5336 nucleotides. RefSeq names its product 7SK snRNA methylphosphate capping enzyme-like. Gene Ontology annotation, biological process: snRNA modification. The record is from RefSeq and is a predicted model, not a curated record. Bases 188 to 2380 code for a protein of 730 amino acids. Gene Ontology annotation, molecular function: snRNA binding; O-methyltransferase activity; RNA methyltransferase activity. The transcript is spliced from 5 exons. NCBI's taxonomy places the organism in Eukaryota, Metazoa, Chordata, Actinopteri, Spariformes, Sparidae.